CCAGCCAGACGAACGAUCCGACCACGACAAUUCCCACAACCUCUCUCUCCUGACAAGUCAACCUUCGACAGUUCAUCAGGUCGAUCGACAAUUCCUACUGCCCAGCAUGUCUCACGAAUCCGUCUGGAACUCUCGCCCCCGUGGCUACGGCAAGGGCGCCCGCCAGUGCCGUGUCUGCACUCACCGUGCCGGUCUGAUCCGCAAGUACGGCCUCAACAUCUGCCGUCAGUGCUUCCGUGAGAAGAGCGCCGACAUUGGCUUCCAGAAGCUCAAGUAAAUGCACCCUUGGAGCGAGGUGGGAACAGGGGACGAAAAGAGGAUGCGCGUUUUCCAGUCGACACGAAAUAAAGUGGCCAUCAUCCUCGACAAUCCUCACGCGAUGGACACACCAUCCAACCAGCUGAGGUCUUCUUUGCGCUUUGCAUUUGGAGUUGGUGGGACAUUCGGACAUGGGAAACCACCAGGAAUGGAGCAAAAAGUCGAGGGAGGGAAGGACCGUGUGAUGACUAUAGAACCGAGUAUCCUACAUCGGAAUACACACGAGUGAAAUGAGCAAAGCAACUCUU
Messenger RNA from Cryphonectria parasitica EP155, 566 nucleotides. RefSeq names its product ribosomal protein S14. Gene Ontology annotation, cellular component: cytosolic small ribosomal subunit; ribosome. Gene Ontology annotation, biological process: translation. The record is from RefSeq and is a predicted model, not a curated record. The coding region runs from base 107 to 277 and encodes 56 amino acids. Gene Ontology annotation, molecular function: zinc ion binding; structural constituent of ribosome. The transcript has 3 exons. Lineage: Eukaryota; Fungi; Ascomycota; Sordariomycetes; Diaporthales; Cryphonectriaceae.